Molecule: messenger RNA, 879 nt
Organism: Aureobasidium uvarum
Lineage: Eukaryota; Fungi; Ascomycota; Dothideomycetes; Dothideales; Saccotheciaceae
Source: the annotation of a GenBank genome assembly
CUUUACCAUGGCAAAAAGACAGUUCUCGUGACAGGCUGCAGUUCCGGCGGUAUUGGCGCUGCCAUGACCAAGGCUUUCAGCGACCAAGGUUACCACGUCUUUGCGACCCUCCGCAACGUCUCGAAAGCCGGAUCGCUCGCGCAGCUGGCCAAUGUCGAAAUCCUGGAGCUCGAAGUGACAUCUCACGAAUCCAUCGAGCAGUGCGUACUCGAAGUCCAGAAGCGCACCGGUGGCACUCUUGACGUUCUUGUCAACAAUGCUGGAGCCGACUUCGUCAUCCCGUUGCUCGACGCCUCGAUUGAGGAAGGCAAGAGGCUGUACGACGUCAAUGUCUGGAGCAUCCUGGCCACCACACAAGCCUUUGCGCCGCUGCUCAUCGAGGCCAAGGGAACCGUCUGUAACAUCAGCUCGAUCGCAGCAACAAUGCCGCUUGCCUGGGGCGGAGUCUACAGCAGCUCCAAAGUCGCCGCCAAGCAGAUCUCGGAGACGCUGAGAGUCGAGAUGCAGCCUCUUGGUGUGCGUGUCAUCACUGCCAUGGUGGGUGCCGUGCACACGCCCAUCCACGACAAGGCAGGUGAGUUGGUCUUGCCUGCAGGUUCCUAUUACCAGAGCGUCAGGGAGACCAUCAACGACCAGAGGAAGGGACUGAAGAAGCCUGGCAGUCAGGAGGUGGACGUCACGGCCAAGGACCUCGUCGGUGAUGUUGUUGCAGAGCGUGCAGGGCUCGUGUGGCGCGGAGGCACAGCCACCCUUGUGCGCUAUCUGGGUUGGUUGUUGCCCUCGGGUCUCUUCGAGCAUGUUGUCAACGACGGAAGAGGACUGAAGGAAGUGAGUCAGGAGAGAAGUAGAGGGCGCAUAUUGUGCGAAAGCCGGCAUUGA